CUUAUAAUUUCACGUGACUAGUGUGUGAGUAACCCAACAAAAAAAGAUUCCAAUUGAGUUCACUGAAUUCAGAUACCAAUCCUUCAUGGCUGCGAUGCAAGUGCUACGCAAGAGAUCCAAGUCCCUCGCAUCCUACACUCGCACCUUUUCUUCUUUCGGAACCUCCGCCACUGCCUCCCACAAAGUCGUUACGCCGCCGUCGCUUCCGCCGUUCGAUCACCAGCCUCAACCGUAUAAAGGACCAUCGGCCGAUGAGGUCUUCGCCAAGAGGAAAAAGUUCCUGGGUCCUUCCUUAUUCCACUACUAUCAGAAACCUCUCAAUAUUGUGGAGGGCAAGAUGCAAUAUCUUUUUGAUGAGAGUGGGAGGCGUUAUCUUGAUGCUUUUGCCGGGAUAGUUACUGUCUCUUGCGGACAUUGUCAUCCUGAAGUUUUGAAUGCUGUGAUGGAGCAGAGUAAACUUCUGCAGCAUGCUACAACCAUAUAUCUACAUCAUACAAUAGGUGAUUUUGCUGAGGGACUGGCAUCAAAAAUGCCUGGAAACCUCAAGGUUGUUUAUUUUGUAAAUUCUGGAUCAGAAGCAAAUGAAUUAGCAAUGCUGAUGGCCCGUCUAUAUACUGGUAAUCUUGGCAUGAUUUCUUUGAGGAAUGCAUAUCAUGGGGGGAGUUCGAGUACAAUGGCUCUGACCGCUCUGAACACUUGGAAAUACCCAAUACCAGAGGGCGAAAUUCAUCACGUUGUGAAUCCAGAUCCAUACCGUGGAAUCUUUGGCGCAGAUGCUAAUAGUUAUGCCAAAGAUGUCCAAGACCAUAUUGACUAUGGAACUUCAGGAAAAGUUGCUGGAUUUAUAGCGGAAACAAUUCAGGGAGUUGGAGGAGCGGUUGAACUGGCACCUGGGUACUUGAAACUUGUCUAUGACAUUGUACACAAGGCUGGUGGUGUUUGCAUUGCUGAUGAAGUGCAAACUGGGUUUGGCCGCACAGGAAGCCAUUAUUGGGGAUUUGAGACACAGGGUGUCAUUCCUGAUAUAGUAACCAUGGCAAAGGGUAUUGGCAACGGUCUGCCAUUAGGAGCUGUAGUUACAACUCCAGAAAUUGCGAGUGUGCUGGCCCAGAAGAUUCAAUUUAAUACCUUUGGCGGUAACCCUGUAUGUUCUGCUGGAGGACUUGCAGUGCUCAGGGUUCUUGAUAAGGAGAAGCGUCAGGCUCAUUGUGCUGAUGUUGGUUCUCACUUGCUUGAGCGUUUGAGAUCGCUUAUGCAAAGACAUGAAAUCAUUGGAGAUGUGAGGGGAAGAGGCUUAAUGGUGGGGGUAGAGUUUGUUACGGAUCAAAAAGAGAAGACACCAGCAAAGGCUGAAACAGCUGUUUUGUUCGAAAAACUUAGAGAGCUUGGUAUUCUAGUUGGGAAAGGAGGACUGCACGGAAAUGUUUUUAGGAUUAAGCCACCAAUGUGUUUCACCAAAGAUGAUGCAGAAUUUUUUGUGGAUGCCUUGGACUAUGCUAUAUCAAAGUUGUGAGAUGAUUAUGCAUCCCUCUUGCAUGGAAAUGAUAUCCUUGAUAAUGGAACCAAAUUGCCACAAGGCAGCACAACUGACAAGUUUUUAAAUUUCAGAUGUCACUAUGAAUAAUGUAAUGCUCACCCCGAUGCUAAGAGGGGGUUCUUCUCUUGGACAUUAUUGUAUAUAAU
This is a messenger RNA of Gastrolobium bilobum, 1683 nucleotides long. Its product is annotated as alanine--glyoxylate aminotransferase 2 homolog 1, mitochondrial. Bases 86 to 1513 code for a protein of 475 amino acids. The record is from RefSeq and is a predicted model, not a curated record. NCBI's taxonomy places the organism in Eukaryota, Viridiplantae, Streptophyta, Magnoliopsida, Fabales, Fabaceae. The transcript has 9 exons. Gene Ontology annotation, molecular function: pyridoxal phosphate binding; L-alanine:glyoxylate transaminase activity. Gene Ontology annotation, biological process: glyoxylate catabolic process. Gene Ontology annotation, cellular component: mitochondrion.